This is a messenger RNA of Mixia osmundae IAM 14324, 1729 nucleotides long. RefSeq lists its product as uncharacterized. The record is from RefSeq and is a predicted model, not a curated record. The transcript has 3 exons. NCBI's taxonomy places the organism in Eukaryota, Fungi, Basidiomycota, Mixiomycetes, Mixiales, Mixiaceae. Bases 181 to 1695 code for a protein of 504 amino acids.
GGUGCAACUGAAGGAGUCGAGCAGAAGCGGGUCCAGAGAGUCUUGCCGAGGCCAAGCUGCCAUCUGCGUGUCGCCAUUGACUGACUGCUGAUCGACAAUGCCGGCACUGCCGUCGACGACAAGACGAGUCGCGCCUGCCUGCCAGCACGGUGCAAGAGAGGAGCAGGAGGAGGAGGCAGGAUGUCAGUGAGAGGCAAGGAGGAUCUCUACCUGAUCCUCGACAUCUCGCCCUCCCACAUCAGCGCCGGCCUCGGUCUGGGCGAUGUCCUGCAGCGGCCACGUCAUACGAUCAAGCUGCUCGCUGGCUUACCAACAGAUCUGCCGAGUUGGACAUGGCAGGAUCUACUGGUGGGACAAGCGUUGGACGACGCCAUGUCGUCUGACAGCACGCUCACCCUCAUCCGUCCAUUCGAGCACAUCCUCGAGCCAGACUCUGCGCCCAGGCAGACAGCCGGCAUGACGGCAGAGCAAGCCAGCCUGACUGCACUCGAAGCCAUACUCCAACACCUCAUGUUCGGUCUGCUCUCCAUGCCUGCGCGUCCUCUGGGCUAUCACCUCAUCGUCCUCCCUCCGGCCGGUCUGCCGUACUCCUACUCCGAAGGCAUCACCCGACUCGUCUUUGAACGACUCUAUCUACCCGCCUUGGCUAUCUACGAACGCCCUCUCGCCCAGCUCUACGCCCUUGGAUACACGAGCGGCUUGGCCGUCGAUAUCGACGCGACGGGGACAGAGAUCAACGUCGUUUUGGACAAUCAGGUCCAGCCACAAGCAAGGGUACGGUGUCCGAUAGGUUCAGAUGACUGCGAUCGCUAUCUCGCAGAUCUCUUGCUCCGAGCAGAUCCACAGCUACCUGCCUUGCUCGCCCCAGACGGCGAAGUGAGCCCAGGAGGGAUACAAGCAGCCCUCCUCGCCAUCGUCAGCUCACUCAAAGACCAAGACGCCAUCAAAUUCGCAUCGGAGCUACUGGAUCUCAAUCACGUUGCACCUGGCAUGUCAGAGGCAGUUCAAUCCGCAGCCGUCACAGAGGGGACAGAGGAAGGCGAAUUCGAUAUCGCUCGUCUUGUCGCGCAAGGCAAAGUAGACGCACUCGUACGAGGAAAGACAUCUGGCGAAGCAACACCAUCCACAGAAGACGUCGUAUCUGUACCUCAUCCUCUCCGGCCAGAUGGCCCCGAGAUCAGCAUUGGACCCAUCCGACAUCGAUAUGCUGAGCCUCUCUUCGAUCCUUCUCUGAUCAUCAACGAUGGUCCAUCGGCGAGCACAGGUCAGAGCUUGUCGCUACAAGAAGCUGCCGCACUCUCUGUCAGCUCACUCGAGGCACCCAUGAGGCCUUCUGCCUGGGAUAUCGUCUGUGUCACGGGGCCACCGAGUCGCAUACCAGGUCUGUCCGUGGAUCAGCGCAUGUCUUCCUUGCUUACAGCUUCGGCAGGCGUCGCAAGUGCUGUCAUCAAGGCAGCCAGCCAGUAUUUGAUCGAUCCAGAGUCCGGCUCAGACACGCAAGCUCGCGUUGCGCGUCUGGGCAAGAUCCCAGACUAUUUCUCAGAAAUGAAGGACCACCCAGAUCUGGCAGCCUACCUCGGCGGUGCAAUCCUUGCAAAGAUUACCUUCUCGGCCAAUGUCGGCGCGUAUCUGAGCAAGCAAGACUACAAUCUGAAAGGGCCGGCGAUUGUCAAGCUGCUCGAUCCGGUCAAUUGAUAGUAGACAAUGCGUGCAUGUAGAGAGAAACAAC